AUGGGUGAAGAGGGCUCAGGUGUCCACUUCGCAACGGUAGAAGCAUCGGCGUCCCGACAAGAGAGCCCCACCACGCCGGUUACUCCGGUGGGACGAAUGGCACCCCUGGUCGAAAUACCUCCUACACCUCUCUCACUUUCCAUGGAGGAGGUUCAGAGAAUGGUGAGUCAGGCCGUGCAGCAAGAUCGAGCUAGCAGAAGGAUCACUAAAGUCCGUCCGCCUCGCAAUGUGGUGCCGAGGACCCCUCUCUGGGAUGAGGGAAUGAAUGUGGGGCCCUCCGCUAGGUCUUCUAUCCCGCCUUUGAGACAGCAGCGAGGUAACCCAUUCUCGGCGGAGAUCAUGGCUUCGGAUUUGCCAGUAGGGUUCCAGGCUUUGGAACACCUGGCGUACGAUGGGACGACAGAUCCUUGGGAUCACAUAAGUCGAUUUCAGACCACGUCUUAUUUACACCGGUUCUCGGAUGGGAUUAUGUGCCGCGCAUUUGCGACCACGCUGCGAGAUGCAACCCAGUUAUGGUUCGGACAGCUGGCGGAAGGGUCAGUGCGAGACUUCGACACUUUCAGUGCCAUGCUGUUAGACCACUUCGCUAGUUCUAAAAAGCAGAAGAAGUCGGCUCUCACCCUGUUUGGAGUUCGGCAGGAGGAUCGGGAGCCUUUGAGGAAUUUUAUACGUCGCUUCACAAAUGUCAGCCGAGAAGUACCGGGCCUAUCCCAGGAUGUGCUCAAUAAUGCCCUCAUGCAGGGGUUGAGGGAUGGAGAAUUGUUUAGGUCGUUGGCUAAGCGGGCGCCGACGACGUAUGACGAGCUCUUGAAGCGAGCUGAGAAUUACAUCGCAAUGGAGGAGGCAAAGAAGAUGAAAGAACAAGAAACCGCGGUGGUUCCUGUCCAUGAUACCCCGGUAAGGAGUCCCCCACGUGAAGAGAACUUACCUAGGCAGCAACGUCAUCCCGCAGCUCGCGCAAUCCCAGUACCGGAGCAUCGGAAGCCUCGAUAUACGAGCUACGCCGUCCUCAAUAAAUCACCAACCCAAGUUUUGAUGGCGAUAGAGGGAGGGUCAGACAUUCGUUGGCCAACGACGUACCAGAAGACCCCGCCGCCGCCGCAAGGCUCUAGCGAUGACGGGUAUUGUCGGUACCACAAUCGGUACGGUCAUCGUACCAAUGAAUGUGGUCAUCUUAAGGACAAGCAAGAAAGGUUAGCCCGGCAGAGUCGAAUAGAUCAGUUCGUCAAAACACUGGCGGAGGGGCAUACUGCUGGUAGGCAUGUCCCGCAACCCCGCGCCUCGGUGGAGCCGAUAAACCGCAUUAUAAUGAUCAUGGGAGGGCCAACGGAUGGGGACUCGCACAGGGUGAGGAAAAAGUAUGUCCGGUCGGAGAAAAGGGCCUUCACGGGGGAAUGGAUCCACCAAGUACGGGAAUGCUCGCCAACCAUUUCGUUCGGAGAAGAAGACAAGCUAGGGGUAGUUCGCCCCUACAGCGAUGCUUUGGUGAUAACCGCGCAUCUAGCGGGAUACGAGGUAUCCAGGGUUUUUGUCGACAAUGGUAGCUCGGUGGAUAUCCUGUAUAAAGAAUGUCUAGACCAGAUGCGUCUAGGAGAAUUAAAUGUUAGCCUGGUAAAAACGCCGGCUAUGGGUUUUCGGGUGAGGAAGAGGUGGCCAUUGGCGAGGUGUCUUUACAGAUAA
Messenger RNA from Erythranthe guttata (spotted monkey flower), 1680 nucleotides. RefSeq lists its product as uncharacterized. NCBI's taxonomy places the organism in Eukaryota, Viridiplantae, Streptophyta, Magnoliopsida, Lamiales, Phrymaceae. The record is from RefSeq and is a predicted model, not a curated record.